ACGUUGGAUUCAGGUCGCCGACGUCGCGACCAAAUUCCAACGUCUAACCAACGUCGGUACGACGUCAGGUGUUUACUGCAUGGAGACGGGCUCGACUUUUGAUACUAUUGGGCAAGUCAUUUAUGUAGGCGAGAAAUAGGCAGGGGCCAAGGACUGAGCCUUGGGGGACCCCUGAUAGGACAGUUUAGACAGUAUGAGCCAUACGAGUAAUUUCCCUCGACUUCAGAGUGCAAUAUUUGAACCUCUGUCCGGAGAUGGAGAGGUGGAAGUAAGCUACAAAAGCGGUGCAAGUUUUAAGGGUCAAGUUCAAGGACACAAGAAAAUAGGGCGAGGUAUUUUUACAUGGCCAAAUGGAGCAAGAUAUGAAGGAGAAUUUUUGGAUAAUAAUCGCGAAGGAUCAGGUAAGCAGUUAUGGCCAGACGGUAGUAAAUAUGAAGGUCAGUUCCACAAUGACCUACGACACGGACAGGGGGAACAUAUGUGGGCCAACAAAGAGGUGAACUGGCAUAUAGAAGUGAUUAAUUGUUUACUGAAUCAUGGUGCCGAUGUUAAUAAACUUUCUGACGAGGGAUGUUCGGCUCUCUCUGCAGGCUGUAUUUUCUUCUACCCUAUCGAAAGUUUCCGCUUUAAUAUAGCUGAAAGAUAUUUAGAAGUGCCUAAAGACUUAAAAACAAAACAAAAGGAGGAAAAAUCAAAAUUGUCCCAACAAGAACAACAACAACAACAAACUCAGCAACAUAACCAGUCUAGUCAGGGGCAGAUAACUCCAAAAAGUAUUCUUAGCAAAAAGCAGACGGGUAAUCGUAAAGGAUCAAAUUUACAGAAAACUGACAGUCAGGGUAGUGAGACACAGACAGAACAUUCUGGUCCACCUGGUUUGGAAAAAAGUAUUACAAAUAUGCCGAACCUGCAAAACAACACGGAGAAAGGAGGGUUAUCACCACUACAUAUUGCCAGUGCUAUACCCGGAGAGGAGGGUGUGCUGAUUACUGAGCUGCUUCUGAAAGCUGGGGCUGACCCUGAUGUGAGGGCCGAGGAGGAUGACUCCUUCCUUAACAGAAACCUUAUGAAAGAAUGGAGCAAGGAUCCAAUACAUCCAGACAGUCAGGAGUUGCUUGGGGGACGUACACCUUUACAUAUUGCUUGUGCUAGAGAUGAUAAUUAUAAGGUAAGAACCUGUUUACAUGGAGACAAGUAUAAUGUCACAUUGAUGUACAUGCAGUACAUUAACACACAUUGCAACUACAGAAAGUUCUGGGGAAGAUUUUGUGAUAUACAUGUACAUGUAUCCAUACAUGCUAUAGAUGAACUGUUGGUAAUUUCAUAUAUUGUGUUACAGGCUAUAGAUGAACUGUUGGUAAUUUCAUACAUUGUGUCUUUACAGGCUAUAGAUGAACUUGUUGGUAAUUUCAAAAAUUCAUACAUUGUGUUACAAGCUAUAGAUGAACUGUUGGCUAUAGAUGAACUGUUGGUAAUUUCAUACAUUGUGUUACAGGCUAUAGAUGAACUGUUGGUAAUUUCAUACAUUGUGUUACAGGCUAUAGAUGAACUGUUGGUAAUUUCAUACAUUGUGUUACAGGCUAUAGAUGAACUGUUGGUAAUUUCAUACAUUGUGUUACAGGCUAUAGAUGAACUGUUGGUAGAGAUUAACUUUUGGUAUACUAGUAGUCUUGUAAAAAUUACCAGAAUACAUCUUAUUGACAAACUGGUGAGAGCAUGUGCCAAUGUUCUAGCACCAAUACCUGUUGGACCAAAGAGGAAUAUGGGUACAGUGGUCGACUAUGCCUACUAUAUGUUUUAUCAGGAUACACAUAUUGCUAAGACUCCCUACCAUGCACUGACUCACGCAGAGAGGGAGACGUUUAUCAAUCGUCGUAAACUUCUCGAACAUAUAGGUGACAUACUGAGAACCAAAGCUGUGGAUAGAGAGAAAAGAAGACUGGAUGAAGAACAGAGAGGAGGAAUCCGAAGUGCAAGUCCUAGUAGUGGAUUUGUUUAUAUUGGGGCCGGUGCCCAGCUUCCACCAGAUGCCAAAAAGCCAAAAUUUCUGCGAAAUCAGCCGACUGCAACAGGAGAUGCCCCCAUGGUAAAGUUUGAGGGACCACAUGGGGGCUCCACUCCCUAUGAUAUGGGAGAUGCAGAUAGUGUGAAAGGACCCCGAAAUUCUGUGAUAAAUAGCAACGUGUAUUGCAUGACAUUGACUGAUUACAGUCGACAUGUGAAGAAUAACCCCACACAGCAUGUUAGAUUCCAAAAGAGGUCACAGGUCAAACCAAGGAAACCAUUGUUCAAAUAUUGUUACCAGUGUGGUCGCUCGGUGUUUGUCCGUCUGUCUGCAUGUACACGAUGCAAGGAGGUAUACUACUGUAGCAAGGUGUGUAAGCUGAAAGCCUGGAACCUUCGACAUAAGGAAGAAUGUAUCAGGGUUGGAGGGAGGUCAAGAAGCCCGAGUCCAACUUCUCGACGUCAGCGAGGUGAGAGCCCGACACCCGCCACCAAUCCUGAUAAGGGAAAGAAAACAACAGUGUCUGAACUGAGCAAAGAUAAGCAGGCUGUGAGAAUACAUUCUGGAGUAUCUUCAGAGAAGAACAGUCAAAUCCUGAGCAGAGAAAACUCUGCCCGAGCCCCAUCAAGUCGUGUGACCUCUGCCCGAGCCCCAUCAAGUCGUGUGACCUCAGGAAGGGCAUUGUCAAGCCGGGGACCGACCGGGUAUCCCAGGUCACUCUACGACUCUUCUAGAGGCUCAGAAAGAAGUGUUUCAGUAAAAAAUGGGCAGGUGCCACGUAAAGGUAUAACUCUCAGUGCCAAAUUCGGGAAGAGUGGAGGUGAGCACGAGUGGAGCACAGAAGAUGGCCGAUAUAUUGACAACUACAGCUUUGAAUAAGAAGUAUAUACAAAAAAUUGACUCGUGUAAAACAAUGCUGAAGAUACCGGUUGGACUGGUUAAUUUACUCUAAAACUUUACCAGUUGUUAAACUGUCCCCUGGUUGAACUUUAAAAGAUAUUUCUGUACUCUUUACAUCACUGGUAGAAAUGGCAAAGAAAAUGUUCAAAGGCACUAUAACCUACUGUUUUAAUUGUAUUUUUGCACAUUUUCAUCAACCUUUGACAUGCCAACUAAGGACCAUACUUGUCCUCAAUUUUAGAGGAACUGUACUGACAUAGCUAUCAAAAACUGAAUUAGCCAUAGAAUGUUUAAUUAGCCACAGAAUGUUUAAUUAGCCACAGAAUGUUUAAUUAGCCACAGAAUUUUUAAAUAGCCACUGAAUGUUAAAUUAGCCGUAGAAUGUUGUCUUUUAUAAUGUAAAGAAGAGUGAUCUUUUCCCUUUAUCAGUAUCUUUUAAACAUCAAGAUAUUUAUGGAAGAGGGCUUUUAGAGAUUUGCUUUAUUUAUUUUAUAGAUCAAUAAUUAAUCUUGGUUGUGUAAUUUUCUACUUGCAUUAGAUGUCAAAGUUAAUUGAUUAUUGUGCAGAUGUAUUAAAACUAUUCCCAUCCCAAAAAGAAAUUGUGAGUUGGAUGGAAAUAUGUAAAAGCUCACUGCAUUUAAAGAACAACUUACUUAACAUUAUAAAAUAUUGGACAUUUUAAUUGUAUUAUAAAAUGAACAAAAUUUAAUAUAGAGGCUGAGAGAUUUGCAGAAAACCUACAUGGUACUCCUGUGUGUAAAUAACCCUAUCACAAUUAAUAACAUCAGUUGAAAAUUGUGUGAAAAAUUAUUGAGUUGCUGCUGCAUAUAAAUCUAGACAGUUUAAACUUUAGAUUUGUGUAAUACAAGUUCAUUUGGGAUGUGUAUGGCUAUAAACUGUAAGAAAACUAGUGUCCUAAAUUUUGACAUUUUAGGUGCUUACAGAAAUCCUGAGAGUAAUUCUACACCUCAUAGCAAUUGAUGUACACAGACAUGUAGGGCAUCUCAACCUCUGUAAUUCAAAAAUGUGGAUUUUAUGUCAAAAUUUUGUAAAUUUUAUGUAAAAUAUAAUUCAGGUAUUGUGAGUUCAUUGUAAAACUACAGAGACAAGCUUUUCUAUUUAUUCACUUUUAUAUUUAACACCAGGUCCUGAUAUAUAGUGCCUUCUUGCUGUAACUGCUGAAUUUGAAUAGAAUAAUCUUGUUUGUGGCUUAAUGUUUUCUUGAAUUCUUAUGCGUUAUUUUUGAUACAGUAUUUUAUUUUGAUUUUGUGCCUUGAAUAAGUGUUAUACAUGCAUAAUUAAAAGAUAUAAUUAUACAUUUGUGCAUUUUAUAUUGUGUUAUAGACAAAGUAUUUAUUUUUUAUUUUAGAGGUUAUAUAUACAUGGUGUGCCUUGUUGUAUUUUAUGUUUAGCGCAUAAUCCUGGUCAGGUUGAUUGCUUGUUUUCUAUUUUAUAUUUUCUGUGAUAUUUUAGUAUGUUUACAGUAUUCCAAUUUUGUUAUCAUAUCUGUAUCUUUAUAAUCAAAUUAUGUAAUAUUUAACCAAAACUAUAUGUGUAAAUCUAUAUUGUAAUUGUGUUAAAAUUUUAGAGAAACUGGAUUUUUAUGGAUAAAAUCUCGUCCAACAAAUUAAAUUUCCAUUUAUUCUGGACUUUACAAAUUCUGAAAUCCCCAUAAAAUACCUGCUGUGAUAAAAACCACAAAAUAGGCAAAAAAAAUAAUGAAAUUAUAUCACAGUAUAAACAUUGACUUACAAAAAAGUUUGUAGACAAAUGAGAAAUGAACUUUUUCAUCAAAAUGAAGGCCCAAAUAAUUUGUACUAAGUGUCCAUUCAAAAUAAAACUUUUCUCUUACCAGUUGAUUAUAGUCAUAAAAUAACUUGUCUUCAAAAUGGAUUAUAUCUGGUCUAGUAAAAAAACAACAAAUACCAAAUGCCAUGCUUAACUUUCCAAUUAUUCUACAUGUCUCCAGACUCUUGGAAGGCAAAAACAAUUGCAGUUUGUAAAUUUCAUUAUUUAGGUAAAGUAACUCCGGUUUUAUAAUUAUGAAAUGUUAUCAAACACGAUACUGUUACGUUCACACAAAAACGUGCUGUGAAAUUUAAUAUCUGGUUUGUUUACACAUAUUUAGUCCGUCUUUCAUCUUACUUUUACAUAAAAACAGAAGAGAAACUUGAAAACAAUAUAGAAAUGGCUACCAAACUAAUUACUUUAUGUGGAUAUGAGUUACUGAGUACUACUUGUAUGAAUUUUUCAGUUAAAAUGUAGCACAUUAUGUUUAUAAAAGGAGAUAUUUUUCUGUAUUGCUUAUAAUGUUUACUUUUUUACAAGGAUAAAUAGAGGUAUAAGGUUAUAUAAGAUCACCAAGAAGUAGUAGGAGUGAGCAGGGUUUAUUUCUGCAUUUAUUGUAUCAUAAAUGGCAUAAAUUAUUCCUUUAUUUUUACAUUUAAAUUUAAUAUGUUUAAAUAUUUAAUCCUGAAUUGUAAUAGAAGAGUGGAGGAGUUAAGAGUUGUUUUGAGAAAAAAUGCCAAAUAUGUUUGCCAAGCUUUGCAUUAGUUUUACGUGCUAUAGGGGCAGUGUGAUACUUGAAACCUUUUCACUAAUUUGAACCAGUUUCUCUUAUUUUAGAGUUAUCUUUGAAUUACUAUUAUACUUUGUAAAUGCACAGUUGAUUCACUUUGUAUGUAUACUUGAAUACUGAAUAAAUUAUUACUGCUUGUAGGGUA
This is a messenger RNA of Mercenaria mercenaria, 5628 nucleotides long. RefSeq lists its product as uncharacterized. The record is from RefSeq and is a predicted model, not a curated record. The coding region runs from base 194 to 2884 and encodes 896 amino acids. Lineage: Eukaryota; Metazoa; Mollusca; Bivalvia; Venerida; Veneridae. Gene Ontology annotation, molecular function: protein binding. The transcript has 20 exons.